This is a messenger RNA of Rosa rugosa (rugosa rose), 1369 nucleotides long. RefSeq names its product nuclear transcription factor Y subunit B-1-like. Gene Ontology annotation, biological process: regulation of transcription by RNA polymerase II. Gene Ontology annotation, cellular component: CCAAT-binding factor complex; nucleus. Lineage: Eukaryota; Viridiplantae; Streptophyta; Magnoliopsida; Rosales; Rosaceae. The record is from RefSeq and is a predicted model, not a curated record. The transcript has 6 exons. Gene Ontology annotation, molecular function: RNA polymerase II cis-regulatory region sequence-specific DNA binding; DNA-binding transcription activator activity, RNA polymerase II-specific; protein heterodimerization activity. Bases 175 to 549 code for a protein of 124 amino acids.
UUCUGUAAAAUAACAAACAAAACCCCCAAACCAACGGUGAUAAGCAUAAAGCCAAAAAAACCUUCUUCAUCAUUCUUUCUCGAAUCUCCAGUCGUCAGAUUUCUCUCCAAAACGCGCGAAAUACAAACCCAACGCCUCUCUCGCUCUACACAGUUUGCAGGGAUUGUUCUGAUAAUGGCGGAGGCACCGACGAGUCCGGCCGGCGGGAGCCACGAGAGCGGCGGCGAGCAGAGCCCGCAGAACGGGAGCAGCAGCAACGUGAGGGAGCAGGACAGGUACCUCCCAAUCGCGAACAUCAGUCGGAUUAUGAAGAAGGCGCUGCCGCAAAACGGCAAGAUCGCCAAGGACGCUAAGGACACUGUGCAGGAAUGCGUCUCCGAAUUCAUCAGCUUCGUCACCAGCGAGGCCAGCGAUAAGUGCCAGAAGGAGAAGAGGAAGACGAUUAACGGUGACGAUUUGCUGUGGGCGAUGGCUACGUUAGGGUUUGAGGACUAUAUUGAGCCGCUCAGGAUUUACUUGGCUAGGUACAGGGAGGUAAUUACUAUUUAACUUCCCCUUUUGUUUUUUUACUGUUCAUCUUUGAUUUUGAUGUGAUUGUACAGUUUGGUUGUAGCUUUAUAUGGUAGAUUGUUUAGAAUGAAGGAGCCUCAAAUGAAAUGAGGGGUUUUGUGUAUUAUCUAGUAUCUACAGUUGGUUUACUACUCAUGAGUUCAAUCUAACAAUUUUCUUUUUUUCUUUCCUUUUGGCUUGAUUGGGGCCAUUGCGGUGUUCCAGUUGGAGGGUGAUGCAAAGGGUUCUGCGAGGGGUGGAGAAGGGUCUGCUAAAGGGAAUCCUGUUGGAGCUAUGACUGGGCAAAAUUCACAGUUUGUUCAUCAGCCACCACUGAACUACGUCAAUAGCCAAGAGGAUUAUUAUGUGCCUUUGAACAAUAUGGGGAAUGGAAAUUGAUGCUUUUCAUUUUGAUGUGAGGAAGAAGAGAAGACAUGGGUUUUGGUCACUGGUCACUUGAUCCUAAUGAUGUGUCCUCAAUAUCUUGCAAUGCAGGCACAGCAUCUGGUUGUUCCUUCCAUGCAAAGCAAUGAGUAGAAGUCUUACUUUUAUCCUAAAUCAUUGUUAAGAACUCGAAAGCGGUAAAUUGUUAAGUUGCAUUGCUUAUAGUAUCAUUGAUGUGAAUUUGAGUUAAUUUAUGUUUCUGGGGUCUCUGCUUUGGUUGGGAUAGGAAGGAUUUAAGUUGUAGAUUUGGCUUUUGGCUAUAUUUCUAGUUUAGUUGUCUGACCCCGUGUGAUGAAGUACUGUUUAAUUGGAUGUUCAUGAAGAACCUUGUGAAACAAAAAAAAAUGGGAAUAUAAUGCAUAUUUUUCAUAUAACA